AUGGGAGGGGGAUACUGGUGUGGCAAAGUUUUAAAUAAACUUCGUAAGUGUGAAGAUGCAGAUAUACGACGGGCUGCUAAGAACGUGUACGAGAAAUGGAAGACACACUUUAUCACAGCUCAUAUGUGUGUGUUAUUGCUGGACGGCAGUGAGCUUUCCCAGGCAAUCGAGAGGGAAACCUUCCAUGAACACAAAGGACUCAUAAGCAAUGCUUACAAGCGGACUAUAAGAAAUCUUGUGUUGGUGUUAACCAAUCAAGCGGAUAUACGGGCCAAAGUGUUACCUGGGAAAAUCAAUGUAACAGGUUUUGUGAAGACCAACACAAAAUCCGGAAGCAUGUUGAUUAAAUAA
Dreissena polymorpha is the source of this 351-nucleotide messenger RNA. RefSeq names its product transcription elongation factor A N-terminal and central domain-containing protein 2-like. Lineage: Eukaryota; Metazoa; Mollusca; Bivalvia; Myida; Dreissenidae. The transcript is spliced from 3 exons. The record is from RefSeq and is a predicted model, not a curated record. Gene Ontology annotation, biological process: DNA-templated transcription. The coding region runs from base 1 to 351 and encodes 116 amino acids.